GUUCUUCCGCGCUGGUCCGCAGUCUCCGCCCCUCCGCGGGUCUGGAGAGCUGCCAUUCGGCCCUGGAGCCGCUCCGCGCUCCCAGAAUGCACCGGCAGUCCGCGGGAAACCAAAAUGGCGAAGGGCUGUAGCCAAGUGGUCCGUGCUUGAGGCCAGUGUGGGAACGCUCACCUCCCCCCUCCCCAGCCUCGUCCCCGAGGACCUCGGAGUGUGCGUGCGGAUGCACGGGUUUCCCGGCGGGGCGGGGGCCCAGUGAGAGCCCGGACGCGCGGGGAAGCGCCCACGGGGACCUGAUUGCUUCUGUUUUCCUGUAUGAAGCGGUUGGCACCACUGAAGUGACCGAAUGAGAGACUCUACAGGAGCAGGUAAUUCACUGGUCCACAAGCGGUCUCCUUUACGUCGAAACCAAAAGACCCCAACAUCCUUGACCAAGCUGUCUUUACAGGAUGGACAUAAAGCCAAAAAGCCAGCAUGUAAAUUUGAAGAGGGUCAGGAUGUCCUAGCUAGAUGGUCAGAUGGCUUGUUUUAUCUUGGAACUAUCAAAAAGAUAAACAUAUUGAAACAGAGCUGCUUCAUCAUAUUUGAAGACAGUUCUAAAUCCUGGGUUCUCUGGAAGGACAUCCAAACAGGAGCCAGUGGAAGUGGGGAAAUGGUCUGUACAAUAUGUCAAGAAGAGUAUUCAGAAGCUCCCAAUGAAAUGGUCAUUUGUGAUAAGUGUGGUCAAGGGUAUCAUCAGUUGUGUCAUACACCUCAUAUUGAUUCGAGUGUGAUUGAUUCAGAUGAAAAAUGGCUCUGUCGACAGUGUGUUUUUGCAACAACAACAAAGAGGGGUGGUGCGCUUAAGAAAGGACCAAAUGCCAAAGCAUUGCAAGUCAUGAAGCAGACAUUACCCUAUAGUGUGGCAGACCUUGAAUGGGAUGCAGGUCAUAAAACCAAUGUCCAGCAGUGUUACUGCUACUGUGGAGGCCCUGGAGACUGGUAUUUAAAGAUGCUGCAGUGCUGCAAAUGUAAGCAGUGGUUUCACGAGGCUUGUGUGCAAUGCCUUCAAAAGCCAAUGCUGUUUGGAGAUAGGGUAGAUAUAGCACACCUAUGCCUUUACAACCUAAGUGUUAUUCACAAGAAGAAAUACUUUGAUUCUGAACUUGAGCUUAUGACAUACAUUAAUGAAAACUGGGAUAGAUUGCACCCUGGAGAGCUGGCAGACACACCAAAAUCUGAAAGAUAUGAGCAUGUUCUGGAGGCAUUAAAUGAUUACAAGACCAUGUUUAUGUCUGGGAAAGAAAUAAAGAAGAAGAAGCAUUUGUUUGGGUUGCGAAUUCGUGUUCCUCCUGUGCCACCAAAUGUGGCUUUCAAAGCAGAGAAAGAACCUGAAGGAACAUCCCAUGAAUUUAAAAUUAAAGGCAGAAAGGCAUCCAAACCCAUAUGUGAUUCAAGGGAGGUAAGCAAUGGAAUAGAAAAGAAAGGAAAGAAAAAAUCUGUAGGUCGUCCUCCUGGCCCAUAUACAAGAAAAAUGAUUCAAAAAACCGCUGAGCCACCGUUGGAUAAGGAAUCAGUUUCAGAGAAUCCUACGUUGGAUUUACCUUGUUCUAUAGGGAGAACUGAGGGAACUGCACAUUCAUCCAAUACCUCAGAUGUGGACUUCACGGGUGCUUCCAGUGCAAAAGAAACUACCUCGUCUAGCAUUUCCAGGCAUUAUGGAUUAUCUGACUCUAGAAAACGAACUCGCACAGGCAGAUCUUGGCCUGCUGCAAUACCACACUUGCGAAGAAGAAGAGGCCGCCUUCCAAGAAGAGCACUCCAGACUCAGAACUCAGAAGUCGUAAAAGAUGACGAAGGGAAAGAAGAUUAUCAAUUUGAAGAACUCAACACAGAAAUCCUGAAUAACUUAUCAGAUCAGGAGUUACAACUCAAUCACCUGAAAAACUCCAUUACUAGUUACUUUGGUGCUGCAGGUAGAAUAGCUUGUGGCGAAAAAUACCGAGUUUUGGCUCGUCGGGUGACUCUUGAUGGAAAGGUGCAGUAUCUUGUGGAAUGGGAAGGAGCGACUGCAUCCUGACUGUAGGACUGCACAUUAUGUGCACUGCACUCAUUUUCUCUCGGUACAGUUCAGAGCCCUAAGAGUCUGGCUUUUGCUAUCUUUCUUAAAAAAACAAAAAACACAAAAAAAUUCGCAAAAGAAGAUGAUGCUAGCCUUAACAUGUACUUGUCAAUGUUAUGGAUAUUGUCAUAAAAGAUAUCUUUUAAAAAUCAGAAGAGAGACUUAAUUUUUUAAAUCUUGAGAUUUGUAGAAUGUUUCUAGGAUAGGAUACUAAAAAUGAGUCAAACCCAUGCAUGGUGUUAGAAAUUUUUCUAAUUAUUCCAUUGAGUCAAUUUUUGUGAUUAGUGAUUAUCAGAGCAAACAGAUCAUGUAGAUAGCACAAGUAUUUGGAAAAAAACAUUGUGUGUUUUGUUACCAAAAUGUCGGAAAAAUUUAUUUCCAUACCCUUUAGAUUUCAUAAAGUGCAGUGUAUAUAAUGCCUACUGAAAGACUGUAAAAUAUUGAAAUUUUCUUUCAAGCAAAAUGUAAAAAAUAUAUUGAGCCUGUAAAUUGCUCCGUGACUAGACUUCAUUGUCGUCUUAAUAUAUUCUUUGCAUGUACAUAUAUAUGCACAUAUGUGUAUAUAUAUGUGUGUGAUUAUGUGACCUAUGCAAUACAAAUUAUGGGAAUGGGCAGCUUUGGAGUAUCUAUCCCAUAAUUCUUAUUUCAGGAAUAGUUGCAGUAUUUACACAGCAGCAUUUCUUCUCAGGCUUUUAUUGGGUGCUGUUGCUUGCUAUGUAUGAAGAGAAAUGUGUCGAACAGUUUAGUGUGUACUGGGGAAGGGUGUGAACAACAGUGUUCCUGGGCUUUUAGAAUGCUUUUCACUUUUAGUCCUUGUAACAGCUGUUCAAUACCUAAAACAAAUUCAAAUAUCAACAUUAUCUCCUAGUAAAAGUGACAUUUUUCAAAUUGUCAUGGCACAUUAUGAUUGUAAAUGUCUCUCAGUUUUAACAUUAAGUCUGUAGGAGUCCCGUGAAGAUUCCUGAAAUGUCUGUAGUAAUUGUUAGUCAUGUUUGAAUAAGUGUAGUAUGAACAAAGUAUUUUAUUGCACAGGGUUAACAAACAGUAUGUUGCUAGCUGAGGCUACUGCUGUUUUAUUACAACAUUACCUCUUG
Molecule: messenger RNA, 3192 nt
Organism: Nannospalax galili (Upper Galilee mountains blind mole rat)
Lineage: Eukaryota; Metazoa; Chordata; Mammalia; Rodentia; Spalacidae
Gene: Mtf2
Product: metal response element binding transcription factor 2
Exons: 14
Coding region: 344-2056 (570 amino acids)
Biological process (GO): chromatin organization; regulation of DNA-templated transcription
Cellular component (GO): nucleus
Molecular function (GO): DNA binding; chromatin binding
Source: RefSeq, a predicted model, not a curated record